AUGUGUCGAAUAUCGGGCGGGCAGAUGAUCGUUUUCAUACUGUGCGCUUUACCUGCUUCACUUGCUCUGGAUUGUUUGGUUGCGAAAGAUGUUGGAGUCGAAUGCGAUAAACCAACACAGAGAAUGUUCUAUUACGACAGUCAUUACAAGGUAUGUCAACCGUUCCAAUACCGUGGAUGUGGUGGGAAUUCGAAUCGUUUCUCAACCGCUCAGGAAUGUCGUGAACAAUGCCCGAACGGGGGCACAAGCGGGACAACCACAAUGUCACCUGUUCUAGCUGGAAGUGAUGCCGUCUUCAUUCCAAGAGGAAAUUCUCACGAUCAAUGGAUGAAAGCUGAAAAAUGUGGCUCGAACUAUUUGAUACCAAAUGCACAGUACAUUCGACCGAAUCCCUCUUGUCCUCCCAAUCACUCUUUGGAGAAUGGAGUGUGUUGUCCCACGAAAGAUUAUGUGUGCUCAUUACGAGAUGAUUCCGGAUCAUUCAUGGACGGGAUAGAGGAUAGACCUAGGUUCGCAUGGAACCAUGCGGUGAAAUCAUGCGAUCGCUUCAGUUACUUCGGCUGGGGUCGCCGCUUUGGUGGCUACCCUGGUGGCGGUUGGGGUGGUGGAAACGGAUACGGAGGUGGCGUGAAUCAAGGAUAUUACGGCGGAUACAAUCCAUACCAACAGUCUGGCGGAUGGGUCCGUCGUUCCUCGUCUUCCCACGAACACUGGCGCCGACAUCAUUGGGGUCGUGGUUACGGUGGCUACGGAGGUUGGGGCGGUGGUUACGGUGGUGGUGUAUAUCCAGGAUACUAUGGCGGAUACUAUCCAUAUCAGCAAUAUGGUGGAUGGAUAGAAAAUCCGUUUCCGCUUUCGCCUCAAAUAUUUUAA
Messenger RNA from Necator americanus (New World hookworm), 873 nucleotides. RefSeq lists its product as uncharacterized. Gene Ontology annotation, molecular function: serine-type endopeptidase inhibitor activity. The transcript is spliced from 9 exons. The record is from RefSeq and is a predicted model, not a curated record. NCBI's taxonomy places the organism in Eukaryota, Metazoa, Nematoda, Chromadorea, Rhabditida, Ancylostomatidae. The coding region runs from base 1 to 873 and encodes 290 amino acids.